CAAGUAGGUUAGCCUUCUCAGCAACUAUAAGGGGUGUAUCGCAGGUUCCAAAGCCAUGCCUCCAGAAGGGAAGUCGGAUAUGGAGCGAGUUGGGCUCUUCAAAGAGAUGGGCUACAUCACCAUCGGGGAUAAGUACACCCCCAACGUUUACAGACCUUUCAAUGAAUCAGCCCAAAAAAAUAAGCAGAUGCUGUGUGGGGGUCCAAAGGAGAAGUCGGGGCUGCAGGCGGGCUACUUCGACAACCAGUUCAAAAGAAUCUUCGAGAGGGAAGCCUUCACAGACCCUCUCAAACUGCGCAGGCAGUACAGGAUGCAACAGGCAAAAAAGAAUUUAGGGAAGGCCUUUCUGCCCAGCAAUGGAGAGAAAAAAAUGUCUGGAACUGGCAGCUACUAUGGAACACUGAGUGGACCCAUUCAAGCCAUGAGCACACUGCAAGUCCCCAGGAAACCUUUCAAAUCACCAGGGAAGAAUAUAUUAACAAGCCCCCCCAAAAAAGGAAGUGGAUAUGGAUAUCCAAAUGUCACCCUCUCUAAAAUGCACACCUACUCCACAGACCCCUUUGACAGAGCAAAAGAGAUGGUAAAGAGGGAGAUGAUAGCACACAGAACCAAGAUGAAAGGGGGUCCCUUCCGUUUGAAUCUGCAUCCGAAGGAGUGUUUUGACAGCAAUCCUUACAAGCUUGACAAGCCCUUACCACCUGUAAAGAAAACUGAGGUCAAAAAAGACUUUGUGAUCCCCUUCAAACCAAGCUCACCAAGCAAAAAGACUGGGGGCAUGAAAGCAGGAACAUUUGAUACAUAUCCUUCCCAUUCUGCGGACCCCUAUGUCUCCAGAAAGACCAAGUCUGUGACAGCCAAUAAGGAUGGAAAGAUAUUCCACCCAUCAGCUGGGCCAAAGAGUAUGCCAGUGCAGAGCAUCCUUAACAUGAAUGUCAAAAAGGUGCUGAACUCCACAAACUAUGCAACAAUACCAGCAGUAAUGGCAUAUUAACAACUGAACAUGCCUGGGGAAUACACAC
This is a messenger RNA of Megalops cyprinoides (Indo-Pacific tarpon), 1019 nucleotides long. It is a transcript of the gene cfap96, whose product is annotated as chromosome 18 C4orf47 homolog. Gene Ontology annotation, cellular component: centrosome. The record is from RefSeq and is a predicted model, not a curated record. The transcript is spliced from 8 exons. Lineage: Eukaryota; Metazoa; Chordata; Actinopteri; Elopiformes; Megalopidae. The coding region runs from base 56 to 991 and encodes 311 amino acids.